Molecule: messenger RNA, 1433 nt
Organism: Argentina anserina (silverweed cinquefoil)
Lineage: Eukaryota; Viridiplantae; Streptophyta; Magnoliopsida; Rosales; Rosaceae
Product: protein ABIL2-like
Exons: 10
Coding region: 379-1290 (303 amino acids)
Source: RefSeq, a predicted model, not a curated record
UACACCAAAUAACUUUCUGCAGCAAAGUUGGCAAAAAUUGCUGGUCUUUGUUAAGAUCAAAUUGAAGGCUCAUCUUCUAUUAUCAAUUUAGAGGGUCCCCAAGUUUGAAACCAAUCAAAAUCCAAAACCACCACAUGUUUGACAAGUGGCUUUGAUUUUGAUGAUCUUAGGCUUUUUUCUUCUUCCACUUGCUUAUAUAUGUGACCUGAUAUUUUGAGACUGCUCUAAUAAGUGAGUUUAAGACUUUUUUGCAUGAAGAAAACAAAACACACUCUAUUUCUUUUGCAAGUCUUAAUAUCUUGAGUGCUUCUUUUCCUUAACAUAUAUUGGGUUUGAGUGGGAGGUCAGUUUUGGAUUGCAAUUCCUUAAAACCCAGCUAUGCAGGAAAUACUUUCUUCCACUUCUUCCUCACAAAAAGCUUCACACAAUGAUGAACUCUUCAUGAAGCAACGUAUGCUCUUCUCAGAGAAUCUGAAUGAAUUGAAGAAUCUGAGGAAACAGUUGUACUCAGCAGCCGAAUAUUUCGAAAUAUCUUACAGCAAAGAGGACCAGAAGCAAUUUGUGGUGGAGACCUUAAAAGAUUAUGUCAUCAAAGCAGUUACCAAUACAGUGGACCACUUAGGUUCAGUGGCAUAUAAAAUCAAUGGAUUUAUGGACGAAAAAGGUAGUGAAGUUUCAGAAACUGAGCUUAGGCUCUCUUGCCUUGAACAGCGACUGAGGACAUGCCGAGACUUCAGUAAUCAAGGAGGCUUAUUCCAACAUUCAUUUGCCAUAAACUUCCCUAAGCACCACAAGCGAUACAUCUUGCAAGGUGGAUCAGCAACUGCUCAUACUGUUGUUGGUCAUUCUGCAUUAAAUUAUAAUCACAAUGCUCAAGGGGGUUUUUCUGGGACUAAUACUGCUACAACUAGGGAGACCUCUCCAACAGUUGUGAGUGAUGAGUAUUCAUUAAAGCAUUCUCCACAAUCAUCACCUGGAGCAUUUCAGUUCACAAGGAUAGGAUCCAAGAACGAGAAACGAAGUGUCUCACCACUUAGGUUUCCAAUACCACGGUGUGGCUCUGUUGUCAAGAGAUCAACCACUAUGAACUCUUCUUCUAGUGCCAAACUGCGGUACCCAUCGGAGCCUCGGACUAGGAGAUCAGCUUCAUUAUCCCUUCACAAUGAAAGAGACGGUACUAAAGACAGUGAAGUAGACUCAAGCAAAAACAGAAGAUUUUAUAAAGCCUUAUUGAGCAUGGGCAAGACUAGAAAUGAAACUGCAUUUUACAAGUAUUUGGACAAGAAUUGAAACGACACACAGCAGUCUUCUCCUUUCUACUAGUCUCAUCCAUGCUAGCAAGUUUAAAUAAUUGAUCAUCUGUGGUUGCUUCACGCUGCGUUUUUAAUUCUGAUUUUCGAUGUUUUAAAAGAAGUGGCCAUUGUUCAUCAUUG